ACCUCGUUCACCAUUCCGGAAGAUGUCAUCUUCAGCACUCGCCUUCGCCACGACAUACAACAUAAUCUAGAACCAACAGUAACAUCUAACAUAGAUCUAAUAAUCUAUAAUCAUUAAUCUUCAAUCAACAAUGUACGCCCUCACCACCAUCGUCUCCGUCCUGGCUCUUGCCGCGAACCAGGUCCUCGCCAUGCCAGCCGUCAAGUUUCUCCGCUACACUUCCGAAUGCGCUUCGACUUACACCGUGCUGUCGGGUGACACAUGCAACGCCAUCAUUAGCAAAUUCAACAACAGCUUUACUCUAGACCAAUUCUACUCCUGGAACCCCGAAGUAGCCAAGGACUGCUCGAACCUGUGGCCCGGCGAGCAGGUGUGCGUGGCGAUCCAGAAGGAGCCCAGCCAGCCGGGCUGCCCGGCGCCGACGGCCACGGGCAUCUCCGCCAGCUGCAACGCCUGCUACCACGUCGUCGAGGGCGACAACUGCUGGGCCAUCACCCAGUCCAAGCACAUCUCCCUCGACGACUUCCGCAAGUGGAACCCGUCCAUCGACGCCGCCUGCUCCAACCUCCAGCUCGGGUAUAACUACUGCGUCGGCGUGAAGGCUUAAAAAGGAAAGGGGGAAAGGGGGAAAGAAAAGGAAAAGGAAAAAAAAAAAAAAGGAAUUGCCUACCAGGUACCUAGGGAAGGAGGUAUAGCCGGGGAGAGGAAAGCAGAGCGGAAUGAGAGUGAU
Molecule: messenger RNA, 730 nt
Organism: Daldinia caldariorum
Lineage: Eukaryota; Fungi; Ascomycota; Sordariomycetes; Xylariales; Hypoxylaceae
Product: carbohydrate-binding module family 50 protein
Exons: 3
Coding region: 131-607 (158 amino acids)
Source: RefSeq, a predicted model, not a curated record